CGUCAACCUUGCUAUUCGCUGCCUGUGCGCCAAGCCCACACGCUCUUUAGCAAGCAAUCGAAACUCGCCGUCACUUCGAGUCUUGCCACGACACCCCCACGACCACACACUCUUUUUUGACAACACUCCUUUGGGAAGCCUUAGGUUGGGACUACAUUCGAACGAAAACUAAACCUAGCGUACGAACGCAUCUGUUUUUCCAGUAAUCGCGACCAGCGCCUAUAUCAUUCUGCCAAAUUCGAGAUGCUGGACAUCAAAGCAGACAACACCUGCGUAAGACUUCCCCAUGCAAGACCUUGGCAGUCUUUGCACCUCCUACCCUUUUCAGCGAAGUAUACACGCGUUCAAUGCCAGGUAAGAAGAUUGCUGACGGUGCGGCAAAACAGCCGCUGCCGCAUCUCCCAGAUGAGAUCGUAGGCGAGAUUGGAGCCAAGAUCGUAGAUCCAAAGGACUUCUGCAACUUUCGUCGCGCCAACAAACGCUUUAGCGAAGCGACGAAGUAUGCACAGGGCAAGCGGAUCGCCAAUGUUACGGUAUACCCGAGGUUCGCCGGCAUGAAGGCUUUACUCGCAGCCGUUCAGGACGUCGGGGUCGCGAAGUACGUACGCAACAUCACCUUGCUGGCGGAGGGCUUGAAAGAACACGAGUUCGGCUACGUCUGGGCUUGGGAGGACCUGCAGAUCUGGGCCGACCUCCAGUACACCCAAAAGGACGUCAAGAUCAUCAACAAUAUCAAUGCUGCUCACGCUGACGAUGUUGUUGUGAACGGCGACUUCAUCAUCACGGGCCAGUAUCGUUUGAUGCUCACCACCCUUCUGGAACGCCUUCCGAAUCUCGCCACGAUCACUGUCCGCAAGCUUGCCCCUGGUGAGCAUAUUCCCGGCUGGUCCGGAGUAAAACUCUUUAAGGAGCUCUCCUUCUACCGCGAUGGACUCGACACGCGCCAGAUCUUCUAUGGUGACUGGCAGUAUGAUAUUUUGCACCGCCGCAUCACUCAUUACCGCGACGAAUACGGCGACCUCAUUUCUGAGCCUGACGCUGGUCCGCAGGCCUCCUUCGUCGAUGAUCUGAAGGCUGCUAUGAGCGCCAGUGGCACCGAGGCGAAAGUCGCUUUCCUUCCCGUCGCUAGAUACGAGAAUUGCUAGGACCCCAAACGUCCUACAACCUAAUACCAGAUCUUCCCACCCUAAAUUUCAAGACACCGGAUUUGGUUGGAAGGAGAUGACGAUUUGCGAGGCGUUCAAGGAGAUGUAUCAACUUGGGAAACCAGCCUCAUUCUUUCAUCAAAG
Molecule: messenger RNA, 1289 nt
Organism: Macroventuria anomochaeta
Lineage: Eukaryota; Fungi; Ascomycota; Dothideomycetes; Pleosporales; Didymellaceae
Exons: 2
Coding region: 348-1145 (265 amino acids)
Source: RefSeq, a predicted model, not a curated record